CUCGAUCGCUUCUCCCCCUCACUCCCCUCUCUCUCCCGAACGCAGUUGCCACCAUGCGCCGCUCGAUCCCGCGGCCACCGGCAACCCCGUGCCCAGGAGACUUGUCUGGGAGGUGUGCCGACCACCGCUUCUUCUUCCUCGACCAUUGGUUGAAGCCGGGGCGAUCUACAUCGAAGGAAUCGGGCCCUUCUUCGUCCUCGGUCGCGGCUUCUUCUCCGGCAAACUCUGGCGCCGCCGAUCCUCCCCGAGCCUGCUGCCCUCCCCUACCGCACCACAGUGUUGGGUUUCUUGGCGGAUCAUACCCUGAAGCCGCCGCACCAGCUUAAGGUGCACUUACACUGGUGGUGUAAAGGAUUCACUGCAUCACAGCUCCGCACCAUUAACUGAUGAAGCAGUAAAUGAAAUGGUUAAGACUCUUCUGAAUGAAGAUCCGGAAGAUUGUGUUAAAGUGGGUCUGGCCCAUUUCUGCAAGCUUAACCCGUCACCAGAUGCUAAGUCUGACUUUUGGAAAACGGAGUAUGAUCAUGAGGCUGCUAAGAAGGCUAGGGCCGCCAAAAAAGCUGCCAAGAAAACCACCAAGAAGACCACCAAGAAGAAAGAAACCAAGUGCUUCUGACCUGCUCAAACUAGAUGAUACCUCUGAGUCGGAGGUAGCCCUUGACUCUCUUGGCUCUUUUUUCAAUUAUCUUAUUGACACUGACUAUUAUCAAGCUGACACGGGAGCCAGCCAAGCAGAAGAAGAAGAAGAAGAAGAAGAGGUAACUAUUAUUUCCUCCGGCUCAGAACCUUUGCCAAGACAGAAACUUCGACAAGUAACCUGGAAAGUAAGGUUUUCACACCCCUUGGCUUAUUUAGAUCCUCACUUUAUUUUGAAGCAAUAGCAACAUGAGAGCCGACGUCAGACCUGGACCAGUGGAGGUGACGAAUUGUCUUCCGGCUUACCAAACACCCCCGCUCCUCGAAAACGUUGAAACGAGGUUCUUUUUAACUUUAAACUCCUCACCUGCUCACGUGUCUUAUUUGUUUAUCACUUAACCCUGUUAAUGACUAUUGACUAGGAACUUGCCCGUUCUUCCUCUGACGGCUCAUCGCAAACUAAGUUGCCGGCUUUUAAGACUGCCCCUGGUGGUCAAGCAAAACCUAACAAGAAGGCGAAGGUGACCAAGCCAACUGCGGCACCUGAAGCUGCUGAGCCGGAACAGCAAAUCUCUGCACCUGAAGCUUCUGACAAACAGGCAGAGGAAACUGUCACUGACGCUCCACCUGAGAUUCCGGAUCUCUGUGUUGAUGACACUACUGUUAAUCCUUCAAAUCAUGCGCCAUCAAGCUCACUUAAACCAUCGGAGACUCAUAAUGAUUUUGUGUUGAUUACUGGCACCGGCUUUGUAGAGCCAGGAAAUCCAAUAGCCUUAGCUAAACAUAUUGCCAAGCAAGAGGUUAUUGAAAGGCGAAAGAUGAAGUUUGACAUCUCCCAUUAUGCGCAACUAAGCAGCAGUGAGAUCCUCCCUGGUUACCUCAGCCAAGUACACUCCAGCCAUGAUCUUGAAGUUGAUAUGGUGAAACAAAUGCACCAAAAGUAUGAGGUAUGACUUCCAGAUUUAAAUAAUUUAUGUAUAUCCUGCCAGCCCCCAAGUCUACUGGUUAUGAUAAGCUUGAAUAGACUGUAGACUUAGAAGAAUCCAUGAACUUCUGCCCUAGAAUCCCUCCAAGUCCAGUUUAAACCUAAACUGGAUGCUUUUAAGUAGUUUUAGCUUUUGCAUCCGUAGCCCCCAAGGGCCGAUUUAAUCAGCAUGAAUGAGCCGGUCCAAUUUAUCAUUUGUAAGAAAAGAGAGCUUAGUCUGCAUAGCCCCCAUGAGUCAGUUGGGACUGUUUACCGUACAUUCGUCUCAUUAUGAAAAAGAUACAAGCGAUAUGCAUUAGCCCCCAAGUGCUAAGUAGUCUUGCUUCCAAAGUGCUUGGGACUUUAGUUAUAAGAGCCUUUUGCUUUAAAAAUUUCUUUGACAGACAUUAGCCCCCAAGUGUCAAGUGUUGUUGCUGGCAAAAGACUUGGGACUUAUAUUGUUGGAACCUUGAUAUAAAUGUUGAUAACUCUGUACUUCAUACAGGCUGGUACUGCUGAACUAGAAUCUCAAUUGAACGACGCAAAGACGCGGCUGGCGACUCAGGAAACUGAGACCCGGAAAGCUGAUUCAAAGUUCCAGUUUAGCUUGGCUGAGUCGGAAAAGCUGAAGACCAGUUUUGAGGCAGAGAAAAAGACUUGGGUUGAAGAAAAGACUGCUUUAAUUCAGCGGGCUGAGAAGGCAGAGGCAGCUCUUGAAGAGGUGACCACUGAGCUCACUGGCUUAGAACGCCAUGUAUCUCAGAUGGUUUCUGCUAUCUUUGGUCCCAGAAGCAGAAACCUCAAUCAAGACAUGCUUGUAAAGCUGAAAGCUGUCUAUACACUUGUUGAACAGCUGUACACUGGGACUCAGCGUGCCCUGGCCACAAUUUCUCCAACUAAUCAAGCUCCUAGGCUUUUGAUAGAUGUCUUAAAAAAGCUCUCUGUGCUACCUGCCAGGAUCGAUGAGAUGAAGCGAUCAUCUGCAAGAGCCGGCGCUGUGACAGCCUUGAGCCGGGCUAAAGCAUGGGUACCGGAAUUAGAGCCGACUGAUGUAGCCACAGGAUAUACAAGCUUAAAAGAGGAUGGUACUCCUUUUGACAAAAAUGACUUUGCAGCCUGUGUGAAGGAAAUUCGUCCAAUGGCCACCCAGAUUGCAAAUGAUUCAGACAUUUCAAAGUACCAUGCGGCUUAUGACAAGCAAAAUCAGAAGAUGCCUACACCGGCUUACAGAGUGAUGGAUCUGAUCCCUCCAAUCCGUAAUCAUACUUUUGCCUCUGAAGUUGAACCGUCCAAUCUUAUAGAUGACGAAGCUGAAUUUCAAGCCUUAUCUGGCAUUGAUUAGUCAUCACGUGAUUUUCAGACGGCGGAGGAGGACGAAGAACCGGAGAAGUAUGAUCCGGAAGCCUCCAAUCAGUGAAACCAAGAAGAAUAAACCGUCAGGUGGUUUAUAUAUUAACCCUUCAAAACACUUGAUCUUAUUUGACUCGUGGAGUCAUGUAAUAGGUUAGUAAAAAACUUGGGCAUGCCGCGCCAUCGUGCACGCU
Aegilops tauschii subsp. strangulata is the source of this 3144-nucleotide messenger RNA. Lineage: Eukaryota; Viridiplantae; Streptophyta; Magnoliopsida; Poales; Poaceae. The record is from RefSeq and is a predicted model, not a curated record.